AUGUUUUUUUUAGUGACUGAUAACUUUGAAGAGGUACUAAAACAGUCCAGUCUGCACCCUAAGCCAUCUGGGUUGGUUUUGGAGUAUGGCACAUCUGGCUUCAGGACCAAUGCCAAACAUCUGGACCACAUCAUGUUCAGAAUGGGUAUACUGGCAGCACUCCGCUCCCAGAAGACCAAAGCUACCAUUGGAGUCAUGGUGACUGCAUCCCACAACCCUGAGGAGGACAACGGGGUGAAGCUGAUUGACCCGAUGGGCGAGAUGGUGACACCCGCAUGGGAGGGCUACGCCACCCAGCUGGCCAAUGCUGAGCAGGAAGAUCUGCUUGCAGCUUUGAAGGACAUAAUAGAGAAGGAGUCCAUAAACGUGAGCCUGGAGGCAAACGUGUUUGUUGGAAAAGAUACCAGAAGCAGCAGUGCCAGGCUUUCACAGGCAGUGUUGGAUGGAGUUAAAGCCCUUGGUGGUCACAGCAAAGACUACGGCUUGGUCACCACCCCACAGCUUCACUACAUGGUUUGCUGCCAGAACACACAAGGAAAAUAUGGAGCUGCAACAGUAGAAGGAUAUUACAGCAAACUCAGCCAAGCUUUCAGCCAGCUCACUAAGAAUGCGUCAAACCGUACAGAUGACCAGAAGCACCUCUGCGUUGAUGGUGCUAAUGGCAUCGGAGCCCUGAAGGUGCGUGAGAUGGAGGGUCAUCUGAAGAACGACCUGCAGAUGUCCAUCUUCAACGAUGGCAGCAAAGGGACGCUGAACCUCCACUGUGGAGCCGACUUUGUCAAAGUGCAGCAAAAACCUCCAACAGGUGUGCCCUCAGUUGGAAAUGGAGACUGGGGUCAGCCAGUGGCUGUGGUUGAGGAAAAUGGCCUCAGCCGCAGCAUUGAGAUUAACCCGGGAGACCGUUGCUGUUCUUUUGAUGGUGACGCUGACCGAAUUGUGUACUACUACACUGACUCUCAGGGACAUUUCCACCUGCUGGAUGGAGACAAGAUAGCAACUCUCAUCUGCACUUUUCUUAAAGAGCUGCUUAAUCAGGCUGCUCUAGACCUAAAGGUCGCAGUGGUGCAAACCGCCUAUGCGAAUGGAAGCUCUACACGCUAUCUGGAGGACGUAAUGAAGGUAAUAAUAAAGUGCACUAAGACUGGAGUGAAGCAUCUCCAUCAUGCCGCCCAGGAGUUUGACAUUGGUGUGUACUUUGAGGCAAACGGCCAUGGAACCGUGUUAUUCAGUAAGGCGGCAGAAGAGAAAAUCCAGCAGCUAGCUGAAGACGGCAGCAUCAGCGGCGAGAGGAAGAAGGCCGCUCUGCUGCUGCAAAGCACCAUCAGCGUCAUCAACCAAACUGUAGGAGAUGCCAUAUCUGACAUGCUGCUGAUUGAGGCCAUCUUGGCCAUCAAAGGGAUGACGGUGCAGCAGUGGGACACCAUCUACACCGACCUGCCCAACCGGCAGCUGAAAGUCAAGGUUGCAGACCGGAGGGUGAUAGACACGACAGAUGCUGAGAGAAGAGCAGUGAGCCCAGCCGGGCUGCAGGACGCCAUCGACAGCCUGGUGAAGAAGUACAGACAGGCCCGCUCCUUUGUGAGGCCCUCUGGUACCGAGGAUGUGGUGAGAGUUUACGCAGAAGCAGACACACAGGAGGGGGCCGAUGCCUUGGCACAUGAAGUCAGCCUUGCAGUGUAUCGCCUCGCAGGCGGAGUGGGGGAUGAACCCCAACCACUGCACUAG
Menidia menidia (Atlantic silverside) is the source of this 1725-nucleotide messenger RNA. The record is from the annotation of a GenBank genome assembly. Lineage: Eukaryota; Metazoa; Chordata; Actinopteri; Atheriniformes; Atherinopsidae.